This is a messenger RNA of Cyphellophora europaea CBS 101466, 1077 nucleotides long. RefSeq lists its product as uncharacterized. The transcript has a single exon. Lineage: Eukaryota; Fungi; Ascomycota; Eurotiomycetes; Chaetothyriales; Cyphellophoraceae. Gene Ontology annotation, cellular component: nucleus. Bases 1 to 1077 code for a protein of 358 amino acids. The record is from RefSeq and is a predicted model, not a curated record.
AUGGCUCUAGUGAACUACAGCAGCGACUCGGAAGCAUCUGACAAUGAGCAAUCGCAGCCGCAACCAAAGCCCUCCUCGAAAACAGCAAAGCCGAACUUUUCCGUUGAUAAAUCCAACCCUCAGAAGAUUCGCGUCAAGUUAGCAGAUGCCACACCCACGAACGGGACGCAUGAAGAUGAACGAGCACCAAAAAGAGCAAAGCUAGGAGGUGGCUUCAGUGGGUUCAACGCAAUGCUCCCGCCUCCGAAGAGGGAUGCAGACAAGCCACAACCUAGCAAAGGUCCAGCGAGGAAGGUCUUUAGCCUGAAGACAAGUUCAGAGGCGGGAUUCAGCCGCGAGUCAGACGCCGAGUUGCGCCAGCUGUUCUCUGAGCAAGAUUCUAUGCGGGAUAAUGAUCAGGGGGAUGGGGAUGUGGGAUUGCCAGAGGUGCCGAGAAAGAAUCAACCAGCCGAGCAGCCAACGAAGGGCAAUACUUUCAUGUUCAAGCCCCUUUCUGUCGCUCGGGGAAAGAAGAAGAAGCCGACUGGCGGUACUGUAAAGCCAGCAGCACCACCACCAUCAGAACCUGUCAUGCAACAAACCGAAGCAGCGCUAGCCCAACCGAAGAAGAAAGUCAGCCUCUUCUCAGCAUAUACCGAGGAGCCUGACGUACCCUCAACCACCGACCAUGAAGCACCUCUCACUCCGGAGUAUGACGAUGAGUCUGCCGUAACGUCUAGCUACGCAUCCCUCGAAGCCUCGGCUUCACAAGCCACUGACCCACAAUCCCUUAACACCAUCGCCGCGGAUCUAAACCUUUCUACCGCCGAACGUCGUCAGCUUUUUGGCCGCUCCAAGCAGCACCUUUCGGCCACCAAUGUCGUCAACUUCAAUACCGACGCCGAAUACGCAGCCAACGAAGCACUCCGUGCAACGGGUGAGCAAGUACAGCACAACCCAGUCCGGGCGAUUGCGCCAGGAAAGCACAGCUUGAGACAGCUAGUGAGUGCUGCGCAAGGCCAGAAGGAUGCGCUCGAGGAAAGCUUCGCAACAGGCAAGAGGAAUCGGAAAGAAGCUGGAAGCAAGUAUGGCUGGUAG